CAACACCAAAACAAAAACACAAAAAAACGCACAAAAAAGAGACUGGUUUGUAAAAAUACAAAAAUAUUUCAUUCAUAUAUAUAUUUGAGUAAAUUUUUGAGUAUAAAAAAGAACAAAUGCAUUAUUCAACUAAACAAUUUGGAUUAUUCACAUUAAGUUGUAUUCUAUUAUUACAUUUAUAUUUAUUUAAAGAUGAAAUCAGAUUAUACUUUAUCCAGUGGUAUCAUCAAUUGAUUUCAUUAUUAUUAUUAUUACAAUUACAUAAUGAUUCAAUAAUAAUAAUUGGAUUCAUUUAUGGGAUAAUAAUCAUUAGUGGAUUAUAUAUCACUUAUAAAUUAUGUAAUUGGAUAUUAUGUAAUCUUAUAUAUCGUGUAUAUAAUAGUCAUAAUGAACAUGUUAAAGUUGAAUGAAUUAAAGAAGGAAUAAUAAUAAUAAUAAUAAUAAUAUAAUAAUAAUGAAGCGCUCUUUUCACCUUCACCAAGUGGUAUUUCCCACUUGGGAGAAUCUUAAACACUAGUGGUCCGUUGUAUCUUUUAGUAUGCUAUUUUGUAACGCUUCCCAAGGACGAUUUUGUGCUGUAUAUAUAUAUACGUUUUGAUUUGUGUCUGUUGUUAUCGCUUGUGUUUUUGGCUUUUUGUGGAUUAUACUUCUCCGUUCGGA
Messenger RNA from Schistosoma bovis, 660 nucleotides. The record is from the annotation of a GenBank genome assembly. NCBI's taxonomy places the organism in Eukaryota, Metazoa, Platyhelminthes, Trematoda, Strigeidida, Schistosomatidae.